CUCAAACAUUUGUUCCUUUCCUUUUCGCCAGGGUUUGCAAAGUGUAAUGUCCCUUCUGAGGCCUCUUCUGUUGGAUGUGGUCCCAACUAUCCAGCCGACGGCGGCUCUGGCUCUCAGCAGGCUUGCCAACUAUAACGAUGAACUGGCGGAGGCAGUGGUGAAUGGAGACAUUCUCCCACAGUUCGUCUAUUCUCUGGCUAAGCAGUAUCGCUUCUAUAAGAAGGCAGCAGCGUUUGUCCUCUGGGCAGUUGCUAAGCACUCUCCAGAGCUGGCCCAAGCUGUGGUGGACUGUGGUGCUCUAGACGCCCUUGUCGUCUCCCUGGAGGAGUUCGAUCCUGGAGUAAAGGAGGCUGCAGCUUGGGCACUGGGCUACAUCGCCCGCCAUAACGCCCAUAAGUCAACACCGUGGGCGCUCUGCCGUAACGCCCAUAAGUCAACACCAUAGGCGCUCUGCCCUAACUCCCGUAAGUCAACAUCGUGGGCGCAUUGCCGUAAUGCCCGUAAGUCAACACCGUGGGUCAACACCAUGGGCGCUCCUCCAUAAAGGCCGUAAGUCAACACCGUGGGUGCACCGCCAUAACGGCCUUGAACUGGCUGGUCAUGGAUGAUUGGUCAUGGAUAAUGGAGGAGAUCCUCUGCUUGAACAGUAUGGCUGCAGCUGGAUGUUUCUGUAAUGUGAAGCACUGCCUUUGCUUUUAGUGAUGCUCACAGAUCGCAAAAUCAUUAGCAAACACUUCAGCAGGACCAGAACCUUGAUUAAAGAUAAUCCUAACCUCGUUGCCUUAAUGAAAAUUAGAGAAACACUGAUGUCAUAAUCUGUAGACACAAGAUUCAGUUUGAACACUGAAUGAAUAAUCAAUUGUAAAUUGUUCAAUGUUU
Electrophorus electricus (electric eel) is the source of this 879-nucleotide messenger RNA. It is a transcript of the gene spag6, whose product is annotated as sperm associated antigen 6. Gene Ontology annotation, cellular component: microtubule cytoskeleton. Gene Ontology annotation, biological process: cilium movement. The record is from RefSeq and is a predicted model, not a curated record. Gene Ontology annotation, molecular function: microtubule binding. NCBI's taxonomy places the organism in Eukaryota, Metazoa, Chordata, Actinopteri, Gymnotiformes, Gymnotidae.